This is a messenger RNA of Dermacentor andersoni, 2373 nucleotides long. NCBI's taxonomy places the organism in Eukaryota, Metazoa, Arthropoda, Arachnida, Ixodida, Ixodidae. The record is from RefSeq and is a predicted model, not a curated record.
AAAGCCAGGAAUAACAUAUCAAUUUUGUCCGCUUGAGAUGUACUAUUAUGUGCAACUGAUAUAAUUUUUCAUUGCGGAGUUUUAGAGUUAUAAACGUGAUCAAAAUAUGGACGACCUAAAUCAACAAUUCGCAACCUUGCAAAUGUCACUAAUUCUUACCUUUUUUAUUUUUCAAAUGUAACAAACCGAUUUGUAAUCUCCCAUGUACUUAGAUAGGAGGCCCCGAGGUAAAGCUUUUAGCACACAUGUAAGAUCUGCCCGACUCUUGGCAAAGCCCCGUGAGUGGGUGUGUGCCAUGGUGUGUACCAAAGACUUCAAGGUCAUCAUCAUCAUCACCUAUAAAUCAGCGCCAGCUAGUCCUAUCGCUAUCGUCUGUAGUAAUGGCGGCCCGCAGAAAUAGAGUCCACAAAUCGGCACCGACUUGACUGCGAAGACUGCGAGACCGCACUGAUUAGUCGUGAAAGAUUGCGGAAACAAAUCGCCGGCGAAAGGGGGGCUUGCAUAAAGCGUUGCCUUAGCCCAAGGUCGAUUGGCAAGUCUGCGAAGAACACAAGGAAAGAUAUAAAAUUUGUGGAUGCUUAGAGGCUUUGGUAACGUUUGACGACGGUGCGCAGUGGCGCAGCAUGUGAAGAUGUCAGACAUUUACUGAGUGCGCUUUACUGCUAGCCGCCCGCGUUAUCUGCGAGCGAGCGAGAGAGAGAUGAACUUGGUUUUACAAAUUGCUUUUUGUAGAGUAUAGGAGUAGCGAACGCGACGGCUCUAUGCGCAGUAUCAGUGGCCUGAAGAAACGCAUCGCUGCAUGGUUCCUGAAUAAUGUGCGACAGCCGGCGCGCGCUCAAGAACCGCCGCGCCGUGAUCGCUGUCGCUCUGCAGCAUGGAUUUUAUCGCACGCUCGGAACUGCGCGUAGUCGCUGUCGGUACGGUGUGUAGACUUGCGGUACAUAAAUGCGCGUUCUCAUUCCUAUCAUUAAGCCCGGUUCACAUGGUGCGAUGUUACAUUGCGUUUUUCGCAGCUACGAUUUCCCCAAAUGCGAACUUCGCAUUGCCAUUUCACAUGCACCCAGCGCUGCAGCUGCGAUUUUUGGCAUUUUCGAGCACCAAGCAGAGGCCUGGAGUAUUCUUGGCGUCAGUUUGCUUCGCAUCGAUGCCUUUCAGCUGUCCAGCAACUGCAGAUGGUGAGAUGUCACAUCAAGGAUGCUUCCAUCGCUGUAACUCCUGUCACUAUGAGACUGACAAACUGUCUAGUCUGAAAGCACACACCAGGGUCCAUGCAGGCAAGCGCAUCAAGGCAUUCAAGCGAUCCAGCAACUGCCAAGGUAUCGGGGCGUUCGAGCCGUCCAGCAGCUACUGAGAACGAGAAGUCUCAGCAGGGACGCCUUCACCGUUGUCAUCUCUGUGACUAUGUGACUGAAAAGCUGUUUAAUCUUAAAGUACAUUACCGGAUCCACACAGGCGAGCGACCGUUUCAUUGCCACUUCUGCCCUCAGACCUUUUCACAAAGCCCCCACCUCAAGUCACACCUGCGUCUCCACACAGGCGAGCGACCGUUUCAAUGCAAGGUCUGCUUUCAGAGCUUCUCUGUAAGGUACAACCUCAAGUCACAUAUGCGCCUCCACACUGGUGAGCGACCAUAUCGCUGCACAAUCUGCUCCAAGGCGUUUGUGCAGCGCGGUCAAUGGAACAGACACAUGAGAGCACAUCAGCUCCAGGAUACCACCCAGUGAAGUAGAUGAUGUAGUUGUUUGAGUGGGCUUCGCAACCUCAGUAGUCAAGUGAGAAACUUCUUGGUACAUUAGAGCAAUGGGAUGUUGUUUUCCUCCAAAGAGCCAGCUAUAUCAAGUUUCGUUUAUUUGGUUCCCUAGAUGGUGUCUAAGAGAAGCUCAAGGCUAAAGGCUAAACUGCCUGACGAGGCCUUGACCUCUUUUAAAUACAACUUAAUUACGUUUUACUUUUUACACAUUUAUCAGCUUGCUUAAAGUGCGCACAAUACCAUGAAAGGUAAUACACAAAAAUUAGAAGCAUAAGAAACGUGACAUAUAAACACAUAUAGCAGUUGCACAGCUUAAUAAACCCUAUCAAUAAACAGGUAGUAAGCAUUGGAACAUCUGAGAAAAUGAAGCACUUCUGUAGAUGUAUGCAUAAAAUCGUGACAUGGUAGGCGGAAGUGAAAAGGAAAUAUACAAUUUAUGUCCAUGGGGAGAUCGUAGGAGGAGAACGAAGUACAUGAGUAACUCUCAGAAGGCAUUGUGUGAUGCAUCAAUGAGUUGCAAUGGCACAAUUCAAUAGUAGUAUUACUAAGAAGUCAGCGUGCAUACCUUUUAAGUAAAUGACAUGCUAUUGGAAAUAAAACCUGUCUUCACAAAUAAUAGCACC